UCUAUCUCUAGUGUUUACAUAGGCUAUAACGGGAGCUCUGUUAUCCGUAUCGUUCCUAAGGUUGUAAAUGUAAUUGUCAUGUAUUGCUAUCGUUCUUGUGCCUGAAAAUGAACUGGUUUGUUGAUGAAUUGACAGGGAUGUUAUGGCAUACUGUCUUUAAAAGGUAGCUUCACAGUAUCGAAGAGCAAGGUUUGUCAAACUGAGGGGCUGAUGGUGUCAUUGGCUGAGACGGAUUACUCUGUAUUUGGUGGUUCCGUUCAUGGAAAGCUUAUAGCUGCAACGCCCAUUCAGGUUGUAGUGGGGAGAUUCACGAAUGCCAAGGGUGACGGUGGCAGUGGCGGUGGCGGUGGCAGAGGCAGAGGCAUAGGCAAAGGUAGAAGGAGAGGCAGGGGCAGGGGCAGGGGCAGAGGAAGAGGCUCCUCAUCUGAUCCACCUCGUUCUGAUUUAAGAGCUCCCUCUAAACGGGGCAGUGGAAGCAGAGGCGGAGGCUCCUCGUCUAAUCUACCGUCUGGAGGCGUAGGCGGAGGCUCCCUCUCUAAUCCACUUUCAAGUGAUUCUGGUGAUUUUGACCCUUCACAGUACAUCAGUCAACCCUUCUCACCUAAUCCACCUUCCAGUGUUGGAACUCACUUUGCAUCGAGCAACGGAAGCAAAGGCUCCUCAUCUAAACCACCUUCCCAUUUCGCAGGCGGGGGCUCCUCAUCUAACCAACCCUGCAAUGAAGCUCCCUUCUUCAGAUUUUUAUAGUGAUUCUGGUGAUGAAUGAUGAUACUCCUGUGCCGUUGACUCCAUCAAAAUGUAAGCAAAACGCUAACAUACAGAGCUUUACUCUACUUGUUUUACAAUGUAAGCAAAUCAUCCAUCACAGAUACAUAGCAUUUUCUUUUACUAGUUGUUUCGAUUGUAGCAAAAUGCUAUACUUUUCUCAUUCAGAUAUAUCAUCAAGUGUCAAUAAUACUUA
This is a messenger RNA of Salvia hispanica, 961 nucleotides long. Lineage: Eukaryota; Viridiplantae; Streptophyta; Magnoliopsida; Lamiales; Lamiaceae. The record is from RefSeq and is a predicted model, not a curated record.